GUUGCCUCCCGCAACCGCCUUUCAGUCCACCGCUUCUCUUCUUUCUCUCUUCCCCACCAAUUCCAUCUCUCUCUUUCUCUCCCUCACUCCUUCCAGUCUCUCUUCCUGCAGUUUUGUCUUUCCCUUGCUUUAUCUUUUUCCGCAUCACCUUCCUCCUCGUGCCUGUAGCUGACACCAUAUAAUACCCUAUAUCUCCGUCUUUCCCUCAGCUUCAAGCCCCCGGUCCCUUCUCACUUCUCCGCCCACCAGCUGUCCGUGGUCAACAUGAACAGCUUGGUGGCUGCACCACCUGUGCCUCCACACUUCUACGAGUAUUCUCGUCUCUCAUCGCCUCGUUCAAUGUCUACACCAACCUACUCCACCCCUAAUAGCCGCAAGCGGAAAGCCGACGACGAUGGUCACGAUCAUGAUGGACGAAUGUCUGCGUCUCCGACGAGCUCCCCAGCCUUUACUCCGAGAUCUCUUCCAAGCCGGAAUAUGAAACGUGCCCGUCCAAAUGUCAGCGGCAGACCCCUUUCUCUGCCUCGUUUACUGGAGACCCUGGAUACAGAUGCCCUCCGAGGUGUUCUUCGGUCGAUGUGUGAACGUCAUCCAGUAUUAGUCGAUGAAAUCGUCCACAAUGCUCCUCGUCCGAGUGUGUCUUCCGCCCUUCAGGUGCUCCGAAACUACCAAUCUGCUCUUCAGUCCUCUUUCCCUUUGGGUGGCAACUCUGAAUCCGACUAUGCAUAUAACCGAGUUCGACAACCUUUGUCCAAUCUGUUGGACGCCCUAAGUGACUUCACGCCGCACUUCUUACCACCCCACGAAACUCAGGCCUCUUUGUCUCUGAACUACCUAGAUGGCGCCACUGAGAUUAUCCACGCACUGCCACGAUGGAAUACCCCCCAGAACAACAUAGAGCGAGACUCUGCCUACGAUGAAAUUUGCAAAGCCUGGAUUUUGGUUAUUCGGGAAGCUGCCAAGCGUGGUGGAGGCAUUCAGCUACAGUAUGGUGGCUGGGAUCAGAAGUUGGCGAAACAUAACCAAAACUCCGGGGGUAAACUGCAGGCGGCCGUGAACGAGCUUGGAUCUAGUUUAGGAUGGAUGCACGGACCUGAAACCCAGAGUCAUGGAAGCCCGGGAGGUAAUGACUUUGGGUCCAUACGGGAGCAGCUCUUGUCUGGCACAUACGGACUUGGGACUCCAGUCAAAGUUGGGCCAUGGUAGAGCCGCCAGC
Aspergillus alliaceus is the source of this 1216-nucleotide messenger RNA. RefSeq names its product cut8/STS1 family protein. NCBI's taxonomy places the organism in Eukaryota, Fungi, Ascomycota, Eurotiomycetes, Eurotiales, Aspergillaceae. The record is from RefSeq and is a predicted model, not a curated record. The coding region runs from base 265 to 1206 and encodes 313 amino acids. Gene Ontology annotation, biological process: nuclear protein quality control by the ubiquitin-proteasome system; proteasome localization. The transcript is spliced from 2 exons. Gene Ontology annotation, cellular component: nucleus.